AUGGAUAUUCAACCGUGCGGAUCGAACGAAGCGAUAGCAUACUAUAUUGCAAAGUAUCUGUCGAAAGCAGAACCAGAGGGUGUCGAUGCUGGAAUUGCACAGGCAAUACAACAAAUCCAACGCGAAGAGAAUGACCUUUCACGCAAACUCUUCAAGAUAUGUAUGAAGAUUCUUCGUGAACGACAAGUAUCAGCUGCCGAAUGUGCAUAUCGGCUUUGUCAUAUCCCAUUACGAAACAGUUCGCGACAUUGUGUCUUCCUAAACACAAGAAAGCCAGAACAGCGUUACAGAGUAUUGCAAUUCGAUAGAAGCGGACACGCAAUUGGUUACUACAGCAAUAUCUUUGAAAGAUAUGAAAAACGUCCAUUACAACAUCCUGACUACGAUUUUGCGAACAUGAGCCUAAUAGAGUUUGCUAUGUUGUUUGAACCACACUUUCCGAAAAAGUUAAGCGAUACCGAGGAAAGCGUAGACCCUGAUGCCUAUGAGGAACAAACAAACAUGCGUCGCCCACUCAUCACUCUGUUGGAUAAAACUUACUUCUUCAAUAUGCCUUAUCGUUCGGAGACUGAAAUACUUGAAGGCUUCGAUAAUGCCAAAGAAGCUUUUGUAGCUCGAGAGAGUCGUUUAAGGGAAACAAGUAGACAUAUGUGCCAACAUCGAGAGCGGGACCAACAGCUUGAAAAUGCAUUCAAUCAGAUACAUGCUUUCGAAAUUUUGGAGCAGCCAGAGAUUAUAAAUCCUGAACUUGAAGAGGAAGAGCUACCAGAGAAAGAAAUGAGCAAUGAUCAAUUCCAAAGAGCGCAAAAUGCGAUGAAUGUUGAUCAAAGACAAUUAGUUGUUCUUGUCACAGAGAGUAUUAAGAAGCAACUCAAUGGUGAUAUGAAACGGGAGAAAAUUUUCGUAACUGGUGGAGCAGGCACCGGGAAAACAUUCCUCUUUAAUCUAUUGAAAAACCAUGUCAACCGAUGUUAUGGAAAACCGGUGGUAAAAGUCGGUGCUCUCACUGGAGUUGCAGCACGGUUAAUCGGUGGUACAACGCUACACCGGCUGUUAAAACUACCAGUACAAAAAGAUGGAGUAAUUGUAAGCAUGCCACUUCUUACCGGUAAUUAUUUGAGAGGAAUGCGUCAAUUAUGGCAAAAUAUUGAGUUUCUGUUCAUAGAUGAAAUAUCUAUGAUACCCUAUGAGAUGCUUUGUAUGAUCGACUCUCGUUUGCGACAACUGAAAAUCCCAGACGCUUGUUUUGGUGGCAUAAACGUGAUACUCUUUGGUGAUCUAAUGCAGUUACCACCUGUUAGAGGACAUCAAAUUUUUCAACAACCAGAUCAUAUGAAGCCAGCUACACAUUUGUGGCGACAGUUCGGUCUGGUUGAACUUAAACAAAACAUGCGUCAACAAGGAGACACAACAUUUAUAGAUGUACUUAAUGCCCUACGAGUUGGAGAAAUGACGUCUAGACAACUUGAAAUCCUUCUUGAAAAAGGUUCAACGGAAGCGACUAAUGAAUUUUCGAUUGAGAAAGCAUUAAGAAUUUACCCAACGAAUGAUCAAGUUGCUAGACACAAUGAAAAAGUUCUCCAGAGUUUUGAGAAUAAAGGGACAGUUAUUUAUACAAUAAAAGCACAAGACCGACUCAUUGAUGCCACUCGUAAUUUAGGUAACAAGGACUUAAAUUCUGUGAUACCUAAUGAUAUUAAUAAAACAGGAGGUCUUCCGAAAGUACUGAAAAUAUUCGUAGGGGCUAAAGUGAUGUUGAGGUCGAACAUUGACGUGUCAAAAGGUUUAGUGAAUGGCAAUAUGGGUUUUAUCAUUGAAAUUAUCUGGCCAAAUUUUCGCAGAGACCAACUAUACGCGGAAGACAUCCCGUCAGUCCGUAUCGACUUCGGUUCUGAUGGUGUGCACAUGAUUAAACCGAUCUGUAUCGAUUCCCAGCGAAAUAUAGCUAUGGAACUGCUGAGAGACGGAUGUUGCCCUUAA
Molecule: messenger RNA, 1980 nt
Organism: Anastrepha ludens (Mexican fruit fly)
Lineage: Eukaryota; Metazoa; Arthropoda; Insecta; Diptera; Tephritidae
Exons: 2
Coding region: 1-1980 (659 amino acids)
Biological process (GO): telomere maintenance; DNA repair
Molecular function (GO): DNA helicase activity; ATP hydrolysis activity
Source: RefSeq, a predicted model, not a curated record